Molecule: messenger RNA, 3126 nt
Organism: Camelus dromedarius (Arabian camel)
Lineage: Eukaryota; Metazoa; Chordata; Mammalia; Artiodactyla; Camelidae
Gene: ATG16L2
Product: autophagy related 16 like 2
Exons: 19
Coding region: 52-1914 (620 amino acids)
Biological process (GO): negative stranded viral RNA replication; autophagosome assembly
Cellular component (GO): autophagosome membrane
Molecular function (GO): protein binding
Source: RefSeq, a predicted model, not a curated record
CACGCCUCCCUCCGCUGGAGGAGCGCUUGGUGCUGGCGGGACUGAGCGGCCAUGGCGGGGCCAGAAGACCCCGGCGCUCCCGCUGCCCAAUGGAAAAGACACAUCGUGCGGCAGCUUCGACAGCGAGACCGCACGCAAAAAGCACUCUUUCUGGAGCUAGUGCCGGCCUAUAACCGUCUCCUAGAGAAGGCUGAGCUGCUAGCCCGGUUCUCAGAGAAGCUGCAGCCAGAGCCAAACGAUGUCACUCCCGCUACCCACCAGGGCCCCUGGGAAGAGGAGUCAGGGCCUGACUCAGACCAAGUCCCAUCACCAGCUGCUCAGAGGGUGAAGUGGCAAGAGGAGGAAGAGGGGCUCCGGCUGGUGUGUGGAGAGAUGGCCUACCAGGUGGUGGUGAAGAGCGAGGCGCUCGGCGCCCUGGAGUCGCAGCUGGGCGAACGGCGAGGCAGGCUGGCGGCUUUAGAGGCACGCGUGGCGCAGUUGCAGGAAGCGCGGGCGCAGGGGGUGCAGCAGGUAGACGCGCGGUGCGCGCUGAAUGAGGCGCAGCGGGAGGCUUACGAGGCGCUGCGUGCGCGCGCCGGGCACCUGGAAGCGGCACUGCGCAGGCUCGAGGAAGAGGCCCGCGACCUGGUGGAGCGGCUGGUGCAGCGCAAGGCGCGCGCGGCCGCUGAGCGUAACCUGCGCAACGAGCGCCGCGAGAGGGCCAAGCAGGCGCGGGUAUCCCUGGAGCUGAAGAAAGCAGCCAAGCGGACAGUGAGCAUCAGCGAGAGCCCAGACACACUAGGUGAUGGGAUCAUAGAGGAAGCAGAAACUCUAGCUCUGGCUGCUGAGCCAGAGUCCCUGGAGAGUGAGGCUGGCGAGAAAUGGAAGAGGCCCUUCAGGUCUGCCUCUGCCACCUCCCUGACGCUGUCCCGCUGUGUGGAUGUGGUGAAGGGGCUUCUAGAUUUCAAGAAGAGGAGAGGCCACUCAAUAGGGGGAGCCCCUGAGCAGCGAUACCAGAGCAUCCCUAUGUGCGUGGCUGCCCGACUUCCUACUCGAGCUCAGGAUAUGCUGGAUGCCCACCUCUCCGAGGUCAACACUGUUUGUUUUGGCCCCAACAGCAGCCUUCUGGCCACUGGAGGGGCUGACCGGCUCAUCCUCCUCUGGAAUGUUGUGGGAGGUCGCCUGAAGGCCAACCAGACCCUUGAAGGAGCUGGCGGCAGCAUCACCAGUGUGGACUUUGACCCCUCGGGCUCCCAGGUAUUGGCAGCUACUUACAAUAAGGCCGCCCAGCUCUGGAAGGUGGGGGAGGCACAGUCCAAGGAGACACUAUCUGGACAUGCAGACAAAGUGACAGCUGCCAAAUUCAAGCUAACACGGCAUCAGGCGGUGACUGGGAGCCGGGACCGGACAGUGAAGGAGUGGGACCUCGGCCGCGCCUACUGCUCCAGGACCAUCAAUGUCAUUUCCUACUGUAACGACGUGGUGUGUGGGGACCAUGUCAUCAUUAGUGGCCACAAUGACCAGAAGAUCCGGUUCUGGGACAGCAGGGGACCCCGCUGCAUCCAGGUCAUCCCUGUGCAGGGCCGGGUCACCUCCCUGAGCCUCAGCCACGACCAGCUGCAUCUGCUCAGCUGUUCUCGAGAUGAUACUCUUAAGGUCAUUGACCUGCGUGUCAGCAAUAUCCGCCAGGUGUUCAGAGCUGAUGGCUUCAAGUGUGGCUCUGACUGGACCAAAGCUGUGUUCAGUCCAGACAGAAGCUACGCACUGGCAGGUUCCUGGGAUGGAGUGCUUUACAUCUGGAACGUAGACACUGGGAAACUGGAGAGUAGCCUUCAGGGACCCCAUAGUGCUGCUGUCAAUGCCGUGGCCUGGUGCUACUCUGGGAGCCAUGUGGUGAGCGUGGACCAGGCCAGGAAGGUUGUGCUCUGGCACUAGAGCCACAAUUCCCCGAGCUGGAGCUCUAGUCCGAAGCCUGAAGCUGGACAGCUUCCCACCGCCCCAGAGGGCUCCAGGGCCAGUGGGGGUUGUGGGGGUGGGGAGGGCUCAGGGCAUUUGGUGGGGAAGGCCUGGCAGGACCUGGCCUGUUUGUUUAAAAACAAAGUGUGGGUUUUUUGGGGGGGUGGGGUGGGAAUUACAGUAUUGUUUUAUUUUUUAUUUCUGUCUCCUCACUUUCUCUGGCAAAAGCGGAAAGAAAUUGCAUCUAAACCGGUGUCUUCUUGCCUCUUAGCAGCACUCAGGAACAGAGAGGCCUUUGGGCUAGAGGCUCAAUGAGACCCAGGCUUGGUUCCCUUUCCUCCCACCCAGAGUUGGGGUGGAGCCAGCCUGGCUUCUGUGCUGUUCACAGCUAAUGGAUAAGACUGUGAAGAAAGGCCCAGAGGCAGCAAAGGGUGGCAGCUUUUGGAGCCAUGGAAGUUUCACCCUAGGUCCAAGCUGGUCCUGAUCUUUGGGCCCUCCUGCUUCAGGCUGGGGAGGGUCCAUGUGAGUUCUGAGGAGGGAGCAGGGGAGGCAGCCUAGAAGAGCCCUGUGGAAAGGAUCCCAACAAGCCGGAAUGAUGUCAGUUUUGCAGAAACCUGGCAACCAAGGAUUGGAAUGGUGAGGGUGAGGAUGAGACUACAGCCCACUUUUGCACGGGUCAAGAGACUCCUUGGGAGUCAUCUUCUUUAAACAUCUUUUAAUUCAGCUUUCUCCCCCAUCAUGUACCUGAAUCUCUCUCAUCCACGGAGUGUCACCAUUUUCUGAAGCUGAAAGUUCUUCCACUAGCACGGAUGGGAAAACUCCAAUCCGCCCAUUGAAUUCCCCUUCCCAGAAGCCAUCAUCAUCCUGGUUUUCUUUGUUCAAGAUUCGGAUGAUUGCUCCCUCAGGAAAAGAUAAUUCAUCAUCUGUCUGGCCCUCAUAGUCAUAAAGUGCUUUCACGAAACAGACUAGGUAGCAAGAGAGAAAAAUGCAGUAAGAACACUGACAGCCACGUUGUUAUUGCAACCCCCCAUGCUCACGUGACAACUAAAAGAGCAUCAUAGAGAAUAAGAGUAAAGCUGUAAUUCUGUACUCACUGAAGAUCAACUUUAGGGUUCUACUAUACAGGAUAAACGUGACCAAAUAAAGGAAAACAUGUAAUACAAAAGGAAUAAAGUUGUGCUUUUUAACCUA